AUUCUGGGUUUAAAUUACCGCGUUACUGACAAUUGUACCGAGUAAAUAUUACCAUUUUCUUUCCCUGUAAUGCCUUACAUUACCACAUUACAGCAAAAAGCAAUGCAUUACAGUAGUUAAUUACUUUUGUACCGCGUUACUCCCAACACUGUUUAUUGAUGAUUUAAUUGUAGACAACAAAAAUGGCAUUUUACUUGCUAAAAAGUGAUUGAAUCGCUCAAUGUUUCAUGGAGGUUAAAAUUGACCAAAUAAGGGUUUUAUGUAUUAUCUGUUGAUGUUAUUGUACUCGUACUGUCUACUGUAUCAUCAUAAACACCCCAAAAAUGGCAAAAAAUGAUAAUUUCUCUUGCCAAAAAUUGAUUACAGUGUCCUGGUCACCUGUAAUGGGUUAAAUUGAAAUGUAGCGUGGGCAGAUCUACAUACUAGGAUUUAACACUGUUUGCUAUCAGUUUGGUUAGAUCCUGAGAAAAGGGUAUGAACUUAUAUUAUGCAUAAAUAUCUAGGAUAUAUUAAUACAAUCGAUAGAAGUUCAUACACUAACUGUCUUGGUCUAUAUUUUAAUCCAAAGAUUGAUUUUUAAUUUAAGAUAAUUAAAUUUAAUAGCAAAAGUUAUUUAUUAAACAGAAGACUUAAUGGAUUCUUUGCUUAUUCAAUAACCAAAUUUACACCUUUCUGUGUUUCAAUUCAAAGAAGAGUCAGGUUUAAAAAGUUAAGAAUUUAUUACUAACAAUUUUAACAAUGACAAUUUGAAAUGACAAUUUAAAAAAUAACAAUUUGUAACAGCUUUGAUAUUAAACUUGUUAUUAAAAGCAAACCUGUGUCUGGAUGGAAAACUAAAAUGAAAUGCGAGGUUUGGAUGCGUGGAUGAUCUCAGAAGAUUUCUUUCAGAGAGAGAAACGCGUUCUGGGUGAAAACUUGUUUUUGCAGCUAACUGAAUUGUUUCUUAGAGAGAACAGCAUCAGACGUCAUCUGUCGGACAGUGUCUACCUCACCCAGUUCAGGAGACCCUCUGUGGAUCCGAGAUGUCAGGUGGAAAGGGUUUCCUCUGAGCACGAGGUGUUCAACAGAUGGUGCAGGUUAAAGAAGAUCCUGAAGAACAGAGUGCUGGUGUGGAACAGCAGGACCCAGAACACCUCCACAUAAAGGAGGAAAAGGAGGAAAUCUGGACCAGUCUUAAGGGAGAGCAUCUCCAUUUGAAGGAGGAGACUGAUUCUGCCUGGUUUCAGUUCAGUGCUGUUUCUAUAAAGAGUGAGGAUGAUGAAGAGAAACCUGUGGUCUCACAGCUUCAUCAGCAGCAAAUAGAAGACAAAGAUGUUCCAACCAGCAGCUCUUCUGACCAGAUGACAGCGGAAACUGGUGGAGGAGCAGGAACUAGCAGGAACCCAGAUCUGAACCCUCAUGAACAAACAUCUGAUUCUUCAGAGACUGAAGUUAGUGGAGAUGAUGAUAUGAAUCUAGACUCUGGGAUGUCAGACUCUGGGUCUGAAACUGGAGACGAAGGCCAUGACUGGAAUGAGAAAAGGUCUUCUGAGUCAGAUGUUAAGACUGUCAACAUAUCCUUUAGCUGCCUUGAGUGCGGUGAACGAUUUAAUGACAAGCAGUCUCUCCAGAAACACGUGAGAAUAACCACCCAUUCCAGCUCUUUGGGUAAUAAGAAAUCGGUUGGACUUAAGCAACCUGUAGACUCAUAUAGGGAAGUCCAGAAAGAACUAAAAUCAUUUAGUUGUGGUGACUGUGGAAAAAUAUUUAGUACAAAAUCAAGUUUUAACAGACACCAGAGAAUCCACACAGGACAGAAACCAUUUGCUUGUGAGUUCUGUGGACAAAGAUUUAAACAUAAGUCAACUUUCAACUGUCACAUGAGAGUCCACACAGGUCAGAAGCCUUUUGUCUGUGAGCUCUGUGGAAAAAAAUUCACCCAAAAGUCGAAUUUAAACAAACACACGAGAGUCCACACAGGACAAAAACCAUUUGUCUGUGAGCUCUGUGGAAAAAGAUUUACCCGUAAGUUGAAUUUAAACGAUCACACGAGAGUCCACACAGGACAUAAACCAUUUGUCUGUGAGCUCUGUGGAAAAAGAUUUACCCAAAAGGCAAAUUUAAACACUCACAUAAGAGUCCACACAGGACAAAAACCAUUUGUCUGUGAGCUCUGUGGACAAAGAUUUAGCCACGAAUCAACUUUAAAUAGUCACAUUAGAGUCCACACAGGUCAGAAGCCUUUAGUUUGUGAGCUCUGUGGAAAAAGAUUUACCAAUAAGUCGAAUUUUAAGGAUCACAUGAGAAUCCACACAGGACAUAAACCAUUAUUCAAUCACAUGAAAGUCCACACAGGACAUAAACCAUUUGUCUGUGAGUCCUGUGGACAAAGAUUUAAACAUAAGUCAACUUUCAACUGUCACAUGAGAGUCCACACAGGUCAGAAGCCUUUUGUCUGUGAGCUCUGUGGAAAAAGAUUUACCCAAAAGUCGAAUUUAAACACUCACAUAAGAGUCCACACAGGACAUAAACCAUUUGUCUGUGAGCUAUGUGGAAAAAGAUUUACCCUAAAGUCAAAUUUAAACACUCACAUAAGACUCCACACAGGACAUAAACCAUUUGUGAGCUCUGUGGACAAAGAUUUAGCCAUGAAUCAACUUUAAAUAGUCACAUGAGUGUCCACACAGGAUAGAAACCUUCUGUUUGUGAUCUCUGUGGACAAAUUUAAAUUGACUGUGUGUAUUUUCCCUGGCAAUAGGGGGCAGUGCAUACAUAAAUGAUUGCAAACAAGUAAUAUUUUUGUGUUUGAGUAAGACUUUACCAAUGUAUGGCUAUUAGGGUCAAAAACCUCUGCACUAUUCAAACAUGUCUUGUCAGUUGACAGCAACAGAUUCCAAAUGCAAAUGGCACACUUGAAAUGAACUCUAGACCUUUUAUCUGCUAAUUGUAAUUGGGAUAAUGAGGGAAUAACACACACCUGGCCAUGGAACAGCUGAGAAGCCAAUUGUCCCAUUACAUUUGGUCCCCUAACAAGUGGGAAGCACAUAUGCUAACUGUUGUAAUUCCUACACCGUUCACCUGAUUUGGAUGUAAAUACCCUCAAAUAAAAGCUGACAGUCUGCAGUUAAUGCA
Messenger RNA from Nothobranchius furzeri (turquoise killifish), 3111 nucleotides. RefSeq names its product gastrula zinc finger protein XlCGF57.1. Gene Ontology annotation, molecular function: RNA polymerase II cis-regulatory region sequence-specific DNA binding; DNA-binding transcription factor activity. Lineage: Eukaryota; Metazoa; Chordata; Actinopteri; Cyprinodontiformes; Nothobranchiidae. Gene Ontology annotation, biological process: regulation of transcription by RNA polymerase II. The record is from RefSeq and is a predicted model, not a curated record.